Messenger RNA from Helicoverpa armigera (cotton bollworm), 948 nucleotides. RefSeq names its product small nuclear ribonucleoprotein Sm D3 (gene SmD3). The record is from RefSeq and is a predicted model, not a curated record. The transcript is spliced from 2 exons. Gene Ontology annotation, molecular function: RNA binding. Gene Ontology annotation, biological process: spliceosomal snRNP assembly; RNA processing. NCBI's taxonomy places the organism in Eukaryota, Metazoa, Arthropoda, Insecta, Lepidoptera, Noctuidae. Gene Ontology annotation, cellular component: U4 snRNP; U2 snRNP; commitment complex. The coding region runs from base 153 to 545 and encodes 130 amino acids.
ACGUUCAUAAACUAUUGUCUAUGGUUAUGUUUUGAUUGUUUAUGCUGUUUUGGGGGUUAUUUUUCGUAAACGUUAUAAAAUCCAUUUUCAUCUCGCCUAAUUUGAACUUAUAGUGAUCAUUUUCAAGUGGUAGUGCUAUUAAAACCUUGAAGAUGUCGAUUGGCGUUCCAAUUAAAGUACUACACGAAGCGGAAGGCCAUGUAGUGACCUGUGAAACGAACACCGGCGAAGUAUAUCGCGGGAAGCUUAUUGAGGCUGAAGAUAACAUGAAUUGCCAAAUGACGCUCGUCACCGUGACGUAUCGGGACGGGCGCGUAGCCCAGCUGGAGAAUGUGUACAUAAGGGGAUCAAAGAUCAGGUUCCUUAUAUUACCGGACAUGUUAAAAAAUGCGCCUAUGUUUAAACGUCAAGGGAAUAAGCCGACCGCAGGACGCGGCAAGAGUGCGAUAUUACGAGCACAGGCUGCCGGGCGAGGCCGGGCGGGCGGUCGAGGGGGAGGGCACCGGGGCGGCUGGCAGGGCGGGUCGGGACCAUCGCGACGCUAGCCUACCACACCCGUGAUAACAUCUGUCUAGUUAUAAUAUAUAAUAAGUAGGCUACUCUAAGAUAUCAUUAUUUUUAAGUUCUAACCAAUGUACACACUUUCAAGUGGCAUUGCCAAACUAGCUUCAUAAAUCCAAACUGUGGCCCUGUUUAUAAUUUGUUAUGUUCAAUUUGUGGUCAUACUUUCACAGAAAGGUUAGUUUCAUCCAAGUUAGUAGAUAAAAACCCAGAAUUGAUCAGUGUUGGCUUUGGAUCAGCAUGCCAAAUAAUGGCGAUAUUUUAUUAGUCAAAUAUGACUCGAGAGUAUACCAAUGUGGUUUUGGUAGCAAGUAUGUCUUGUAAAUGUGUGACAAUUUUGUGAUCACACCAAUGUGUGUAAGAUAUGGAAUAAACUCUAUAAAGUAA